Messenger RNA from Oryza sativa Japonica Group (Japanese rice), 1671 nucleotides. The record is from RefSeq and is a predicted model, not a curated record. Lineage: Eukaryota; Viridiplantae; Streptophyta; Magnoliopsida; Poales; Poaceae.
UGCCCCGACUUAAAACGACGUAGACCGCCAAGAAACGAACCAACCGGCAACCGCCGCCGCCGCCGCCUUCGAUUCGAUUCCGAUCGAGUUGGAGAAGGCCGCCGCUGCCCAAUGGCUCCGCUACCCUCGCCACCGCUGCUGGCCGAAUCGCUCGCGACGCUGCGCACAGCCUCGCCGUCGCCGCCCAUCCCCUGCUCUCCUCGCCGCACCCGGCCGUUGGUUUCAGCUAGGUUCGCAAGAACGGCCGGCCGCCGGAGCCGGAGCACGGGGGGAAGGAGAGACCUUAGGAGCUGUGCCUAUGCGGCGGAAGCUGAGUACGGCAGCGCGGAGGAUGAGGUCGCCGACGACUUCUACUCCGUUCUUGGCGUCAUGCCAGAUGCAACCCCUGAGGAAAUCAAGAAAGCAUACUACAGUUGCAUGAAAGCGUGCCAUCCCGACCUCAGUGGGGACAACCCCGAAGUAACAAACUUCUGCAUGUUCAUCAACGAGGUUUACACGGUGCUGAGUGAUCCGGUGCAGCGUGCAGUGUAUGAUGAAAUCCAUGGGUAUACAGCAACCGCGACCAACCCUUUCUUCGAUGACAGUGCACCCAAGGAUCAGGUGUUCGUUGAUGAGUUUACCUGCAUAGGAUGCAAAUAUUGUGCCAAUGUGUGCCCCAAUGUAUUUAGAAUCGAGGAGGAUUAUGGGAGGUCAAGAGUAUAUUCCCAAUCGGGUAGCACAGAGCUAAUUCAGGAGGCCAUUGAUAGUUGCCCAGUCAACUGUAUUCACUGGACUUCUGCUGCACAGCUUUCUCUCCUUGAGAAUGAAAUGCGGAGAAUAGAGCGGGUGAAUGUUGGGCUGAUGAGUGCUGGGAUGGGAGUUUCAGUUGAUGUAUUCCGAUUGGCUAGCGUGCGUUGGGAAAAGAGACAGUCAAAAGUUUUGGAAAAAAUUAGGACACGGAUGACAAACAAAAAGUAUUCAGAUAUAAGUAGUUCUUGGACUGAUAUCUGGGGAUCCCCAACUCGAUACCAAGGAAAUGAUUUGCUGAUGAUAUCAGAAGAAGAAGGAACAGAGAGAGCGAAGAGAGCAGCUGCUGCUGCUAGGAGAUGGCGAGAAUACUCGAGAAAAGGCGCAGACAGGCCACCGGAGUACAAACUUCCAGAGGCAGCGGGCAAUAAAGAAUGAAUUCCGGGGCAAAUUUCCUUUGGCAGUAGUCUGGUAACCCCCAGGCAUCGAUGAUGAACUGCAACAUCUGCCAAAGGACAACUUGCCCAGCAAUGCAGCUGCACAUCUCAUGGUCUCAACCUAUUUCUAUCCGUGUGCCACAUUUAGUUUCAUGUGUAGAGCGCACAGUUCACUGAUCAUUGUGCAGUGAUAUUUAUACUCGCUCCUGCAUGGUGAAAGGCAGCAAGGCUUUUUGCAGCUACACGGCCUUUCUCUGCUCCUCCUGCAAAGGCACACGGAGGCUGAUAGGAUAUACUGUAGGACAAUGCCUGCUCUCUAGAUUGUGCCCACUUACAGGAACAAAGUCUGAAAUGGAGAGAUCAUUGUAGUGCAUAUAUCUCCAAUCUUUUUAGGUCAUGGGGCUACUUCCCCGUUUAUUCUUAGCCUAGCUUCUUGCUGUCCAGACCAUGUAAAGUUAAGUAGCAUCAAAUAUCUGCUGAGAAAUCUAGCUCAAUCUGAUUUUCUCCA